AUGUACACUCGUUCCGGCGCUUUGAAAAGAUUCUGCCGGGGAGAGGACAACGAGGACGUAUCUGCGGGCGCGGCGCACGAUCCCUUCGCGCCGACCAUUCACAAUGCUCACUGCGAUGGCCGAUCUGUUUGGAGCGUGAUUGACUCCUGCCAAGAUCUCAAGGGCAAAUCUAGUCCGUUCGCCUUUGCAGAAAUGUCAGUAAAAGUGAUGAGAAAGACGCAUCGAAACAUUGUCCUGGCGAUCGACACUUCGGAGGGAAUGAAGAAACCUGCUCAAGGAGAGGAAAUGAGCUUCGCCCGUUUUGAAGCAGUGAACAAGGCGGCGACGCAAUUCAUUCGAUCCUUCUCGUCAGACACGCAGCUGGGCAUCUGCACCUUCAACGAAAUCGAAGUAGUGACGAUGGCCACCCUCGAGAAAGUCUUUGACAAGAUGGUGGAGCGCUUGCCAAAGCGGGAAAAAGUCGGCGGGCGGGCGAAAAUGGCGGUCGGGGUCGAACGCGCGCUGCAAUUGCUGAACGGCAGGGAUGGCGAAAUCAUUGUGAUCGUGAACGACGUCGAGGGCGGCGAGGCCAGUUUGAAUAAACUGCUGCGUGAGCUGGAGACAAAGAACGUCCUGGUGCACGUGAUCGCGCUUGGACCGGCCGGUGCCGAGCGCGGCAAGAGGAUCGCAGACGCGACUGGGGGAAAGUUUAUCUUCACGCCCGCUGCUCCUCGUCCGCCGGAGCAAAUUAUCGUUGGCUUGCAAGACGCGCUGCUGGAACAGUUCCAGGAACUGCAGGACGAAGUCGUCACAAUCCUCUCCGGCCACUUUACUCUCAGAAACGAAGAACUCAUCAUUCCUUUCAACGUCGAAAGUUCCACAGGCAACUUUGGUGCAAAUUUUCAGAAACUUUUUCAGAAAGUAGAAUCGAUGCGGAUAUUUAUGACUUGUUUGUCCGGAGAAGUGCCAACAGUUCAGAAAAUCAUCUUUCCGGACGGAACGGACGAGAUCAGCAGCGAGUACGGUUUCAAGUACAAUGCCGAGUUCAAGCGCUACUGGGACACCAACAUCUUCGAAGUGCUCAUUUCGAAGCCACUUUCCAAAACCGGCCUCUACAACAUCGUCAUUUUGCCAUACUCAGAAUCGACCGCUUCUUUUUCCGAAUGGAAGGCGCGAAAUCCGAGGAGGAUCAAGUAG
Molecule: messenger RNA, 1176 nt
Organism: Oikopleura dioica
Lineage: Eukaryota; Metazoa; Chordata; Appendicularia; Copelata; Oikopleuridae
Source: the annotation of a GenBank genome assembly